Molecule: messenger RNA, 4430 nt
Organism: Nannospalax galili (Upper Galilee mountains blind mole rat)
Lineage: Eukaryota; Metazoa; Chordata; Mammalia; Rodentia; Spalacidae
Gene: Sema4g
Product: semaphorin 4G
Exons: 16
Coding region: 473-2986 (837 amino acids)
Biological process (GO): neural crest cell migration; negative regulation of axon extension involved in axon guidance; semaphorin-plexin signaling pathway
Molecular function (GO): chemorepellent activity; semaphorin receptor binding
Source: RefSeq, a predicted model, not a curated record
GCUUGGCCGCGGCCCCUUCCUCCAGCAGCUGGUGCCGUGGGGCCGCCGAGCUGCGCGUUGCUGUCUCUAUGGCCCUGGAUCCCAGCGCAAAGGAAACAGACCUCAGAGAACCAGGAUUAGCCCCAUGAUCAGGGGCAAGGUGACAUCAUUAAUAGCCUACACCACCUCUGGGACACCACAACUCCUGCUCACCAUGGAAUUUGCAUUUGAUGCAGAAAGGCACGUGACCCAUCCCUCCCUCUGACUUCUUAGCUGUGAUUCCAUGGCCACACAACCCUGUGGCUCCAUGUCCCCCCCAUUCCAGGAUCCUCCCUGGCCCCAUGACUCCUUGAUCCCCAUGGCCUCAUGACCCCUGACCUUCCAUGUGAUUUUGACCUGGACUUUGACCCCUGUGACUGUUCUCCCUCUCCCCUCCUGUGAUUCUGGCCCUGGCUGCCCUUGGGGUCUUGUUGAUCUGAACUUCCCCAGGAAGAUGUGGGGGAGGCUCUGGCCCCUCCUCUUCAGCUUCCUCACAGCAACAGCAGUCCCUGGACCCUCACUGCGGAGACCAUCCCGAGAGUUAGAUGCCACCCCUCGGAUGACCAUCUCCUAUGAAGAGCUCUCUGGGAUCCGGCACUUCAAGGGCCAAGCCCAGAACUAUUCAACACUGCUGCUGGAGGAGGCUUCUGGGAGGCUGCUGGUGGGGGCUCGAGGUGCCCUAUUCUCUCUCAGUGCCCGUGACAUAGGAGAUGGGGCUCACAAAGAGAUCCACUGGGAGGCCUCCCCAGAGAUGCAAAGCAAAUGUCAUCAAAAAGGGAAAAACAACCAGACGGAAUGCUUCAACCAUGUACGAUUCCUUCAGCGGCUCAACGCCACCCACCUCUACGCAUGCGGUACUCAUGCCUUCCAGCCCCUUUGUGCAGCCAUUGAUGCUGAGGCCUUUACCUUGCCAACUAGCUUUGAGGAGGGAAAGGAGAAGUGUCCUUAUGACCCAGCCCGUGGCUUCACCGGCCUCAUCAUCGAUGGAGGCCUCUAUACAGCCACACGGUAUGAAUUCCGGAGCAUUCCUGACAUCCGCCGGAGCCGCCACCCACACUCUCUGAGAACUGAAGAGGCACCCAUGCACUGGCUCAAUGAUGCUGAGUUUGUGUUCUCUGUGCUGGUGCGGGAGAGCAAGGCCAGUGCAAUGGGUGAUGACGACAAGAUUUACUACUUCUUCAUGGAGCGUGAGGAAGGCUCCAGCAGCUUCACUCAGAGCCGCAGCAGCCAUCGAGUAGCUAGAGUGGCCCGUGUGUGUAAGGGAGAUCUGGGCGGGAAAAAGAUCCUGCAGAAGAAGUGGACAUCCUUCCUGAAGGCUCGUCUCAUCUGUCACAUUCCACAGUAUGAGACACUACGUGGAGUCUUCAGCCUGCACCCUGACACUUCAGCCCACACGCACUUCUAUGCAGCCUUCACACUCUCAACACAGUGGAAGACUCUAGAGGCUUCAGCCAUCUGUCGCUAUGACCUGUCUGAGAUGCAGGCUGUCUUCACAGGCCCCUUCAUGGAAUACCAGGAUGGUGCCCGGCGCUGGGGCCGCUACGAAGGUGGGGUGCCUGAGCCCCGACCUGGCUCAUGCAUCACAGAUUCAUUGCGCAGCCGAGGCUACAACUCAUCUCAAGACUUGCCAUCCCUGGUUCUGGACUUUGUAAAGUUGCAUCCACUGAUGGCUCGGCCUGUGGUGCCCACACGUGGACGGCCCCUGCUGCUGAAGCGCAAUGUACGCUACACACAUCUCACAGGAACACAAGUCACCACGCCUACUGGACCCACCUAUGACCUGCUCUUUCUGGGCACAGCUGAUGGCUGGAUUCACAAGGCCGUAGUCCUGAGCUCUGGGAUGCACAUUAUUGAAGAGACACAGGUGUUCAGGAAGCCUCAGUCUGUGGAGAAUCUAGCCAUCUCUCCAAUGCAGCACAGCUUGUACGUGGGGGCUGCUAGUGGAGUCAUCCAGCUACCACUGUCCAGCUGCUUGCGCUACCGUUCCUGCUAUGACUGCAUCCUAGCCCGGGACCCCUACUGUGGCUGGGACCCCAGCACCCAUGCCUGCAUAGUGGCCACCACAAUAGUUAACAGGGCAGCACUGAUACAGGACAUAGAGAGAGGAAAUCGAGGCUGUGAGGGCAGCAGGGAUACAGGGUCACCACUACCACUGAAGACACGCUCUGUGCUCCGAGGUGAUGAUGUCCUCCUGCCCUGUGACCAGCCAUCUAAUCUGGCCCGGGCUUUGUGGCUACUCAAUGGGAGCAAAAGCCUGAGUGAUGGGCAGGAUGGCUACCGUGUGGGUGUGGAUGGGCUGCUGGUAACAGACACACAGCUAGAACACACUGGCAACUAUGGCUGCUACGCUGAGGAGAAUGGCCUCCGUACACUGCUGGCUUCCUACAGCCUCACAGUCCGGCCAGCCACUCCUGCCCCAGCUCCACAAGACCCUGCCACGACUGGGGCACAGCUGGCACAUGACAUGAGAUUGCUCUACGUGGUGGCCAUUGCCAUACUUGGUGGCCUCUGCCUCAUUUUGGCAUCCUCCCUCCUCUAUGUGGCUUGUCUGAAGGGAGGCAGAAAAGGACGCCGAAGGAAAUACUCACUGGGUCGGGCUGGCCGGGCAGGGGGCUCAGCUGUGCAGCUGCAGACAGUCUCAGGCCAGUGUCCUGGAGAGGAAGAUGAAGGUGAUGAUGGGGAGGGGGCUGGAGGCCUGGAGGGUGGCUGCCUCCAGAUCAUCCCUGGAGAAGGAACCCCAGCCCCACCACCCCCACCACCUCCACCGCCCCCAGCUGAGCUGACCAAUGGGCUGGUGGCACUGCCCAGCCGGCUGCGAAGGAUGAAUGGCAACAGUUAUGUGCUCCUGAGGCAGAGCAACAAUGGAGUGCCAGCUGGACCCUGCUCCUUUGCAGAGGAACUCAGCCGCAUCCUGGAGAAGAGGAAGCACACACAGCUUGUAGAGCAGCUAGAUGAGAGCUCUGUCUGAGCUUAGCUUCCCAAACAACUGCUCUUGCAAGCCAGCCUGUCUGCCCUGGGCUGGGCUGCUGCUUCCCCAACACAGCCACCCUCCUUUGUGUUCCCAACUCCAUGCCCCUCUCCCAACUUUCUGAUGUCUCUGUAGGGCUGACCAGAAUCAUGGUUAGCCAAAGCCCCUUCUUCAGUCUCCAAGACCCACAUGUGAGCAGCCCAGGCCCACCGGUGCUCCUUAAAGGUAGGUGCUCCUUCAGGAAUAAGUGAUCUGAAAACUCAGGCCCAGUUCCUAUCCCUUAACCUAAAUGCUUGGGAGGAGGUAAGGACUCCCUUAUCCCAUUAUCUGCCCAACCCUUCCUCUUCUUCCCAGGUAGGGCUCUGCAGGUCCAGAUGGCCUCAAUGCCACCACCCUCUACACAGCUCUGUGUGCUGGGUAGUCCUGAAUUCAGACAAGACCUCUGCCAGCCACCUGAGUCCUGCUUACAUUUACAUGUGCACGUGGAAGAAUGUUUAUCAGCUGGGCUGCCAUGCCCCUCUUUUCCUGGUGCAUUCCUGUGUCGUCCCUUCUAGAUUUGGGGCACCCUCCUGUCAUCUUCCAAUCUAGUCCUCUUCCCCAGUCCCAGCCCCAUGUGGUGACCCUUUGGUAAGAGCUUAGGAACAGGCCAUCCUGGGAGGUAAGACUGCCAUCAUUUCCCUCUUCCUUUCUGUGUAGCCCUUUUGAGUCAGCCUCCCUACUCCCCUCAGUCACAUGCAAGAGCACCAAAGCUCCAGGCAUGUCCCCUCCCCAUGCAUAUGUGGUAACACGCCUCUCAUGUGCUUACAUUUCCACCCACAUGCACCUUCUGAGUCUCCCCUUGCUGCCUUGGACCUACUAGGUUUGGUCCAUGGACAUUUCAAAGGGAGAUCUCCUCCCAUUUAGCUGUCCUCAACAGAUCUUUCCCUAGGACAAGUGACCAACACUGCACUCAAUGAGCCACCCUCCCUUUUGGGAACCAAGCAAUUGCUUCCCCUGGACCAGAGCAGGGGUUGGUGAUCUGAUAUCUCACCUGGCACAUGAAGCCCGUUCUUGGAACUAUGCAAAGGGCAGAGGCUGGGAGUUUGGAUGCUUGGCUCCCAUCCCUGUCCUACCUCACCAGGGCACUUUCAGGGUCCAAGGGCCUCAGAAGUUGCCAGGCCCAUAUGGGACAAUCAAUCCUGAUUGCGCUCCCCCAUUUCCUUUGGGUGAGGAUGACUGUUAUUUUUGUAGCUGAGAACGUGGAACCCCACGAGUUUUUACUACCCUUCACCAGAACCUCUCCCACCUCUACCCCACAAUGAAUGUAUUUAUUAUAAGAAUGGCUGUACUUCUUCAGGAAUGCCCCCACUCAUCACCCAGGUGGGUGGAAAGGCAUGUGACAAGAGUAGGGAGCCUGGGCUCUGCUCCUCCUGAUGCUGGUUAAUAAAUGCCCUCUUUCCCCACA